CCUACUAAAGAAAGGGAUGCACGAAACGUGCAAUAGCAUCGGAGCAGUGGCACGAUAAAGUGAAAAAUUAAGCAACGGACGUCUAACCUUUAGAUUUUGUGUCUUCUGUGAUGACCAGAUAACGUGAAGCAGUCGCCAUUACUCCCACUUUCACAAACCGUGCGUAAAGUGUACCAACCUGCCACCGAGUGGGCGAAUGAGAAAGAAACAACGUGUGUUGAAAUCUGCACACGGAGCGGGGAGAAGGCAAAAGUGUAAGUGAGUUGUCAAAAAGUGAAACUUUUGUCCAGCUUGCAGAACCGUCCGAUCGCGGUUCCUCAGAAGUCUAUUACCGAACGUCGAAGAAGGCUGCAAAUGGUGUCGUGCAAACCAAGUGAGUACUCGGAUUGUUCCUCCGCCGUCGUCUGCAGUCGCGAAGCAGCAGGAAGUGUGAUUGUUUUUUCCCUGCAGUACAGGGAAAUGAAAAACGCAACGCACGCAACGAAAAAUAAUAAAAAAAAUUAAGUGUGGUGUUGAAAAAGGGGUUGGUAUUUCGAAUGCCAGUGAGAGUGGUAAGGGAAAGGUAAUAGUUGGGGAAAAAGAGAGUGGAACCGCUGCCCCAAGUCGAACGGAGGAGGGAAACAGCGAGCGGAAAGUGCGGAAAAAGCGAAAGGUAACCUGCAGCAGCACUACAUCGUCGUUGUACACACUACUGCGAUCGGCUGUAGGUAGUGGUGGUAGUGCCCUAGUGAUUCGUAGUGCCCGAGCAGUGGCGGCGCCUUCGAGUAGGGAAAAGUGUUCUGCACCCCGCGGCGGGGCUACAGUGAAGCUGGAGAUCGGCCUGAUCAUUUUACCUUAGCCUACGGAUGAGAAAGUGCGCUCGCGAAGUGUGAGCUCGGGUGAGAAAGUUUCGCGACAAAACACAAGAUGCAAGUUUGGUCUGGUGGUGUGUGGGAUUGAAGAAAAAAAAGUGAGAAGGAAAGAGUGGAGCAAAGCAAAGGGUAUUCGUAGAUAAAGUGGAUCCCGCGUGUAACCACCUGUUUCGGUAAACCUGGCGCCCUUGUGUGUGAGGGAGAAAAGUGGCAUCGAUUGUUUUUUCUCGCAGUGUGUGCACUAGCGACUGUUCGUUACUGGUCCGUGUUUGUGUGUGCGUGUACAUUUUGUUUGGCGUAUCGCUUUAUCGUCCGCGUAGGGAAAGUUUGAAAGGAAUCGCGAGUCGCGCACUCUCCGCGCAGAUCAGACGGUGACGAAAGGUAGUUUAACGGUAGACCCAGUACCGGUUGUGCGCGUGUGUGUGUUCGUGUGUGGGGGGGAUUUGUGAAUAGUUUUGCCAGCUGUCAUCCGCUACCUACCGGCGAUAUUACUAAAACGUCAGCUGUCAGACAGUCCCGGACGAUAGGUUUGCAAGGAGAAGUAAACCCCCAAACCCCAAAGCCUACCCGAACCUUCUCCUGCGCAAAUCACCUGAUCCGUGGUUCCGCGAUCAAUCUUUCACUCGCUGGCCGGAAGAAAGGUGACACAAGGCGACACGCUGAUAGCGAAAGGAACGCGAGCCUAGCGUGUGGUGAUCGUGGUGCCAACAUCGACUGCCGGAGCGAGUGCUACAUUCCUCCACGGAUAUCAUCUGGUGACGUGUGUCUGGUGCACGGAAGGAAAUGUAAUGUGUUUGAAAGUUAACACACAAGAAUGCCAAUACAGGCGCCCCAAUGGACAGAGUUUCUCAGCUGUCCCGUCUGCUGCAACGAGUUUGCGGCGAACCUGCGCCCACCGAUCAGCCUAGGAUGCGGUCACACCAUCUGCCGCACCUGCCUCGCCACCCUCCACCACAGGCAGUGCCCCUUCGAUCAGACUGUUAUAUCGACUGACUUAGACUAUCUACCGAUCAACAAUGCGUUGCUGCAGUUAGUCAGUUCGCCCGGCUCGCCCGCGGCACCGUCUUCCUAUGGCGGUGGCAAGAGCGGCACGGGAAGCUCCGGUGGCAGCAUCAUCAAACCGAUCGGCAAUGGAGGCAGCGCGUCACCGGGAGCCGGCAGCUCGCAGGGGGCCGUUUGUGGCAGCAGCAACAGCAGCCCCACAAGCAGCGUUUCCGGCAGCAGCGGGAAAAGCUCCAGCUCCAGCUCGAGCAGCUCGAGUACCAGUAGCAGCACCAGUAGCGGCACGAAUGGCACGAACAGUAGCACGGCCUCGCCAAUCACCGGCGGUGGUGGUGGUGGUGGUUUGAGCACCACCUCCCCAACUGGAGGUGCGGUCGAUCCAGAUCUAUGCUCGACGAGUGUGCAGAGUCUCGGACCGGAGGACCUGCAAUGCUACAAAACGGCCAAGGCGUGCAUCGAAGAGCUGGCACUCUACCUCAAGCCCUGCUCGGUAGGUGGUGGUGGUGGGCUAGGGGCUGGCAGUGGCGCUGGCGGGCUCGGUGCAACAGGAGGAUGUAGCGGUGGAACGGGUGGUGGCGGCGGUGGUAGUCUGCUUUCGCGGCAGAUGCAGCGCAAGCUGGUGAUUCUGGUCAACUGUCAGCUGAUUGAGGAUGAAGGCCGCGCUAGGUCGUUGCGUGCCGCCCGGUCUCUCGGGGAGCGCACGGUCAUGGAGCUGAUUCUGCACCACCAGAACCCGCAGCAGCUGAGCACGAACCUAUGGGCGGCGGUGCGGGCCCGUGGCUGCCAGUUUCUCGGUCCGGCCAUGCAAGAAGAGGUGCUGAAGCUGGUGCUGCUGGCGCUCGAGGACGGGUCGGCAUUGUCGCGCAAGGUUCUGGUGAUGUUCGUCGUCCAGCGACUCGAGCCACACUUUUCCCAAGCGUCCAAGACGUCGAUCGGACACGUGGUGCAGCUAUUGUACCGCGCGAGCUGCUUUAAGGUGUCCAAGCGCGAAGGGGACUCAUCGCUGAUGCAGCUGAAGGAAGAGUUCCGCACGUACGAGGCGCUGCGUCGCGAGCACGACGCACAGAUCGUGCAGAUCGCGACCGAGGCUGGUCUGCGGAUCGCACCGGAUCAGUGGUCCUCGCUGCUGUACGGCGACACCGCGCACAAGUCCCACAUGCAGAGCAUUAACGACAAGCUGCAGACGCCGCAGUCGUUCGUACAGUCGGUGCAGGAGCUUAUCAUCGCGCUACAGCGCACGGGCGAUCCGGCCAACCUGUCGGGGCUUCGCGUGCACCUAAAGCACCUGGCCGGGAUCGACUGGAACGCGGAGAACCACAUCCCGAGCUGGGGAGAGUGUGCGGCUGCACUGCAGGCGGUCAAGCGCGUCGUGGCUGGGCUGGUGGACUUCGUACAACACCACGGCAAUCGGAAACUGCAGGAGGCAGGCCAUCUGGCGCAUAAUCGUAACUACAAGAUAAGUUUGUGUCGCGAUUUGAACAACCGGGGCACUUGUCCGCGCGGCCCCAACUGCACCUUUGCCCACUCGGAGGAGGAGCUGGAGAAGUAUCGGACGAAGUUGCGUAAAAACCACAGUAACUCCGGUGCCGGGGCCGCCAUGCGUUUGCCGAAUGGGAAAGAUCACCAUCUAGGGCAGGGUCCGGGGGGUGGUGGAUCGACGGUUGGCGGAGGUGUGCAGCUAAUGAACCGGACCCGAGUCGGUGGCAUGGAUUACCAUUCAACCGGCGGAUUGGACGGAGGAGGGGGAGGGAUGCAUCAGAGUUCCUCUUCCUCGCACGGCUAUCACUCUUCGGGUGAGGAAGCGUCGCCGGUGCGCGGUGGAUAUCAGAAGCCGCCUGUGUCGAGUUCUGGUACUGGGCAUCACCGCAUGAUGGACAAGUCGCCCAUCGGAAGUCACGCCAGUAGCGGUGGCGGAAGUAGCGGCGGCGGUGGUGGUGUAAACGGCACCGGUGGUGGUCAUCACCUAAGCUCCCAUGGGGGGACGGGAGGCGUUCAUUCACCAUUCGCACAACAACAGCAGGGAGCGAUGUCUCAACAAGGACCGGUGUCAAUAAACGGUGGACGAGGAUCUUAUGGCCCCGGUCACUACCAACAGCAACACGGAGGAGGAGGAGGAGGAGGAGUUGGUAGCGGUGGCGGAAACUUCCAUCAUCCAAGUGGUCGUCCACCACAUCAUCCGUCACAGGGUGGUGGCCAUCAUAACAACGCCGCAUCCUCUUUACGCUACCGUCCACCACCGCAUAUGGGACCGGGUAAUUCGGGGGGAAGCGGAGGAGCAUACCAUCCGGGCAUGCUCCAGCAUGGUAGUGGAAGCAACCGUGGUGAUUAUCCUCCCGUUCAGCAGUUGGAGCCGCAUCACCAAGCGUCUGUUCAUCCACUGCUCGGUGGUGGUACCGGUGGCCAGAGUGAAUAUCUUCCGCCGUCCGUGCCCGGAGACAAGAUUGCGGAGCAUCACCACCAACACCACAGUCAGCAGCAGCAUCAACAACGGGGUCGGGGUGCAAACUUUGGCUGGGAUAACCUCGCUAGUCCAGGUGUGUCCAUGGUUGGUCAGCAACAACAACCACCGCCACCACCGCCGCCUCACAUGGGAGGAGGAGGGCCACAUCCUGGCGGUGGGUUGGGCAAAUUGUCACCGUCCUCCGCCCCUGGUGGCUCUUCCCAGCAGGGUGCUGGGUAUGGCGCAGGCCCACCACUUCCACCACCACCGCCACCGUCAGGGUCGAAUGUCAAGUGGAAUGGACACAUGCCACCUCCAUCGGGUGCCGGAGCAGCAGCCGGAUUGCAAUCACAGUCGAAGUACGCGUCACCCGGUAGUGGAAAUGGUGGUGGUCAUCAGCAGCACGGUCCGCACUACCAUCACCACAAAAUGGGACCCCAGCGAGACUAUAAUAAAGAGAAACAACAUCGGAUGCAACCAGGUGCAGCAGUACCGCAGGCAUCGUCGGGCCAUGGUUUAAGCGGCCACCACACUGGACACGGUCAUCUACCGUUCGGCGGCGCACGUAAUGGUGGAUCGCAAACUCCGUAUCUCACUUCCCCUCUUCCGGGCGGAGAGAUUCCCGUCGGCGGAGGUGGUGGUGGUCACCUUAACGGGCAUAAUGCUGGGGCUGGGUAUCACCAUCACCACAUGGGGACGAACCCGAUGUACCAGCAACAACGUUCAUCCGGAGUUGGUGGUGAAGGAUUUCUGCCCAAAAUGUUCCACGACGGAACACCUAGCGGCGGUAAGAAGCCAUCCUAUAGCCAGCAGCUGAUCAACCAACAUUUGAGCGAUAUUGGAAUGGCGAAUCCAUCGGCCGGCGCAGGUAUCCACCACCCUGGUAGUAAGGACAUAUUUAUCCGCUCGGACUCGCUGCUCGCUGACGAUGACGCGCUUAUGGUGGCCGAGCAGGAGUUUAAUAAUAUCGCAUCCUCUCAGUAUGGACCGAUCUCGCGCAUGAACCCGAUCGGCACGGAGCGCAUUGAUUUGGGUCUAACGCCACGAGCACACUCGGCCGGCCUGCGCACCUCCACGCAGACAUCUCGCGGGUUGUGGUCAACCUCUUCGCUCGGAGAAAGCCCUUCGCCCACCGGCGGCGGAUCGACACCGACCAACGUCGCGUUUUAUCACCCAGGUGAAUCGAUGCCACCAGCGUCCCAGCCACCACCACACGCCACCACCCUUCAGCAGCAUAAGCAACACCCGCUGCAGCAGCAGCAACACGUUCACGUACAUCAUCACCAACAACCAGUGUUGCACCAGCAUCCAUACCACGUACAGCAUCAUCCAAUGGGUGGCGGUGGUAAGAUGGUCGCACCGGAACCAAACAACAAUACGCUCGACUUCGAUACGCUGCUGCACGCCGACAAGAAGGCGCUGAGCGAGUACGAGCGUCACGGAUCGGGAACGAUCGUGGACUGCUGCGUCGAAGCACCUGGCGGCGGACCGACGAAUGCCGCUGGCACCGGUGAACCGGAUUUCCUACUGCAAUCGUUGGUUUCACCGACGGCACACGGACAGUACGGACAGCAGCAGCAGCAGCAGCAGCAACAACACCAGCACCACCAACAUCAACACCACAACCAACACCAUCAUCAUCAUAAUCAUCAUCAACAGCCACAACACUAUCCAGCUGUGGGAGGUGUUUCUUCGACGAUGCUCCUGGGAGACAACAAUGGCGGUGGUGACUCGUCGCAACACCAGCAGCCUCAUCCGAUGCCAUCACAGUUGCUUUCCGUCCCGCAAGGGGUGGAUCGAUGCAACGGUGGUGGAAGCUUGAGCGACCGGCUGGUGCCCAACGCACAACAAACGCUGUCCAACCCCGCUUGUCUAAGCGAUCGGACGAAUGAGGAUCAGCGCAAAUUGAUGGAGAUGAAGAGCCCACAAUCCUGCAUGCAGUCUCCCUCCGUUGGUAUGCUCGUGUCGGUGGCUACGGAAUCAUCAUCCUGCCAGACACCUUCGUCUGGGACCGCCGUGUCAUCCGCCGGGCCCGGUUCCAUGUGGAACACCUUCACCGGGCUCGAUUUGCCCAGCCUUAAACCGCCACCGUUGACCGCCGCUGACACGCCAAUAUCAAUCGCUGCUCCGAACGAUCCGGAUACGACAACCGGUGGCAGGUCGACCGGUGGUGGAGGUUUUCCGCAGGCAUCUUUCAUACGCCAGCAGGAGAAAUUCAAGCUCAACAAGAUGCUUAUGGACUCCACGGCGGUUAAUCAGCAGCAGCAGCAGCAGCAGCAGCAACCGUGCUUCCUGGGACAGCAAACGAACGGUGGUGGGUCGCUUGGAUUCCACGAAAUGCUCAACACGAGCCAACCGUCGUCUCCAAACUGUCUGAACGAUCGCUCCGAUGAUUCACGCAAGUUGGCUGCAUAUGGUGAACUGAAUGAUUUAAGGCUUCAACAAGCUUCUUCCAUCCAGACGCCCACGUCUUCGAUGCUUACCUCGACUUCCUCUUCGUCGUCUACCGGGGCCGGCCCCACCGAUGGCAACACGAACAACAAUAGAUCAUCGCCCGUGACGGGCACCUCGAUCGGGUGGAACAACUUGCUCGAUCUGUCCCCACUAGCCGCCGCUGGCGCUUCCAACAGUUGCAACACGACGGCCAGCAGCAGCAGCGUCAUUAUGAACACCAGCAACAGCUGCAGCAGCAGCUGUGAGGACUCGUAUGAGGCGGGUAUUGCAGACGAUAUGCGUGAACUGGAACUGCGUCUCGAGACCGAGCUGCAGCUGGACGAGAAUGGCAUAUAACACAGGAGAAAGUGGGUAGUCGUUGCGAGGAGCCAGGGUUUCUGAUUCUCGCGACGACGAGCAAUCGUAGGUGUAAGCGAAAGAACUAGUUCUCCGAAGCUGACGAAGACGAUAAGACACGAGAGACGCACAUACAGUAGAAGUAUGGUAAAGUAUAGGACUCUUCAGGUGGAGAGAAACCGCACCGGGUGACGAAGUGCCCCACAAUGUCGAUCCAGAUUGAACCAUCACGAAGUGAUGCUUUUGGUACUAUUUUAAUUUUUAUGCAUAAGGUUUUGUUUAUGAUCUAUUUCCUUGGGUGUCUUAGCUUUGAUGUGGGCCGUUAUUUUACUAGCAAAUGUUAUGACUCGCGAGAAGCGUGUAUAAAAACCCUAUUUGACUCAAAACACACAAAGGCCGGAGGACACGACCCAGGUCUGUUUUUGUACACGAUCCGCUGCCAAUCAUGCUUCGUGGGGAAAAAGUGUCUCCAAAUGGGAAUGGUUGCCGCCGCACAGUGCGAUCGGUAGGUAAAUGUGUUUUAAACAUUUUGCUUCUGAUAAUGAAAAAGUUAUCGCUUGCAUCGGUCGCAGUAAUCGUGUGGUUGGCCUCGACGAAUGCCGAUUGUGCACCUGGCUUGUACGCCUGUUUUCAACAUCAUAUUAACCAUUGAAGUGUGUAUUGUGAAAUUUCCUUCUGACGACUAUUUAGAAUCACGCCUUUUCUAACCCAUUACACACACCAGACCUUGUACGAAACGAAAUGAAUCGAAGUCCGAUUGCGAGGCAAAUGAAACGGAUGGGUUACAAAGUUCGCUUAACCGCGUUACUUUGAGUUCUGUUUACAAAAUAAUGGAAAAAGAUCGUACCCCCGAAUAGCUUGGGCCGUAAGACCACAUCCGGCAAUGUUAGCGAUAGUUAAAUUAUAUUCUAGCUCAAUUUAAACAAUCAUCCUUACCCUGUUGUUAAGUCCUUAAAAUCAAUGACGACGCCACGCCAUGCUCAGGUUCCCCGCAAUCAAAUGGAACCGAGCGAUGAUGAGAGACGGAAAUGAAUUUUAAUAGGACUAAUGUAACGAUGGUUCAGCAUAUGUAUGCCUUUUACUGACCCUUUGAUCCGUUCGUGUGAUUUUGAACUUUUAUUCG
Molecule: messenger RNA, 8206 nt
Organism: Anopheles coustani
Lineage: Eukaryota; Metazoa; Arthropoda; Insecta; Diptera; Culicidae
Gene: roq
Product: AT-rich interactive domain-containing protein 1B
Exons: 6
Coding region: 1666-7083 (1805 amino acids)
Molecular function (GO): metal ion binding
Source: RefSeq, a predicted model, not a curated record